UCUAGUUCAUUUGUCAUGGUUCUGAUACUAUUCAUAAUCUGUGCAACUUUGUAGAGAACUGCAGCUUGUUUAAAUCAAGAAAGCUGUGUUUGUUUUGAUUUUCAAUUUUAUCUUAAAAUCACAGGGAUUGGAGAAAGUUGUGGCUGCUCUGACACCUUUUGCAGAGCAUAGAAAUUGUGCACUUCACGUGUACAUGAACUGGAAGAAGGAGCAUAAGGGUGCAACUUUGAAAAUUUUCUUUUGGAGGGCUGUUAGAAGCACUUAUCUUGAGGAGUACAAGACAUGAUACUAUAUGUCCUAACAUUAGAAAGAAGCUUGAGAAGGUUAGGGCAACAUGUGGAAAUUGUGUUGUUCAUCCUGCACUGGGGGGAAAGUUCGAGGUCCACCAUUACAAUGAUAAAUUUGUUGUGCACUUAGGGAACCGUAGUUGCACUUGUAGAGUUUGGGACCUAUCUGGCAUACCUUGUAUGCAUGUGGUGGCUGCCAUUCAUUUCAUGAAUCAUGAUCCAGUUCACUACGUGCAUCAAUAUUAUUCUGUCGAGAAAUAUUUGCUAGGAUAUCAAUGUGGACUAGAACCUGUUAGAGGGGAAAAAAUGUGGCCAGAGGUUUCUGGAUUUAAGGUGAAGCCACCUAUGAUCUUAAAAAAAGCUGGAAGGCCCAAAAAGAAAAGAAUUAGGGGCAUUGCUGAACGAGAUCCAGCAAAUCCGAAUAAGUUGAAGAAGGAUGGGAUGCAAAUGGCUUGCAAAAACUGUGGAGGAGUAGGGCAUAACAAACGACCGUGCAAGGUAGAUCGAGUGGAGCUUCCAACCAAAGAAAAGGGGAAAAGAGGACAGUCGGCUAAACAAAAUCCACCUGUAGCAGCAGCUUCUACAUCCAUGGGUAAGUCAAGAAAAACACCACAAGCAAGUGAAGCAUCUACUAUUGCCAAAGAGAGGAACUUUGCUAGAUAAGGUGUUGGUGUCUUCAUAGCUGAGGGAACUGGGAAUAUCUAUACUCAUGCGCCAUUACAGAGAAGAGUGUAUCAUGUACAUUGUGAUAGAGGAGUAACUUCAAACUCUACUCAAAAUCAAGUACUGUCUUCCACACAAGAAAGCAUUAAUGCCUCUGAUAAUGCACCCAUGGAUUAGAUAGGUUUAUAGCAUUCUUUCAUGUUACUUGGGUUUUGAUGUUGUAAGCCUGAAGCAUCUAUAUCUGUUUUGUGGAAACGUUUUCCAUUUGGAACUUUAAUUUGUGUUGU
Molecule: messenger RNA, 1237 nt
Organism: Salvia miltiorrhiza (redroot sage)
Lineage: Eukaryota; Viridiplantae; Streptophyta; Magnoliopsida; Lamiales; Lamiaceae
Exons: 2
Coding region: 468-950 (160 amino acids)
Source: RefSeq, a predicted model, not a curated record